AUGACCAUCCUUCAAGUCACAGUCCUUUUCCUCGUAUUUACAUUAGUCUACACGCGCUCCCGCCGUAGUGGUCCCAUCGCUUCUCAAACUUUGCCUUCACCGGCCUCCUUCCGCAUCUUCACACCAUCAGACCUUCUCGAUUUCAAUGGUACCAAUGGCAAAGGAAUCUAUAUUGCUGUGCGUGGUCGUGUGUUCGACGUGAGCACGAGCAAGAACUUUUAUGGGCCGGGAGGGCCGUACGAGAACUUUGCGGGACGAGACGCAACCCGUGGACUAGCCUUGCAAAGCUUUGACAAAGAAGUGCUCACUAAAGAUCUCAACGGACCUUUGGACGACAUAAAGGACCUCACUCGAGAUGAGCUCGGUAAUCUUGAGAGCUGGGAAGAGCGAUUCUUGCUCAAGUACCCAAUGGUUGGUGAAUUGGUUUCUAAUGAUGACUUUGAGCUCCAGCAGCAAACACAAGUAUCCGCCUAG
This is a messenger RNA of Aspergillus pseudonomiae, 474 nucleotides long. RefSeq names its product cytochrome b5-like heme/steroid binding domain-containing protein. The record is from RefSeq and is a predicted model, not a curated record. Gene Ontology annotation, cellular component: membrane; endomembrane system. The coding region runs from base 1 to 474 and encodes 157 amino acids. NCBI's taxonomy places the organism in Eukaryota, Fungi, Ascomycota, Eurotiomycetes, Eurotiales, Aspergillaceae. The transcript is spliced from 2 exons.